GCCACAUCCUAAACAUUUUAAGCAGCGAAGGACCGCCUACCUGUCAAUCAACCACUGCACUAAAACAACAUUUUAAAUACAUGCAUCCUUAAACGAAACUAUUCUAAUAUACCUUUUAGUCUAGGUCUUGAUAUAAACACGCCAUAAAUAUGAUAUAGUCACAAGUACGUAAAUGGGUCCUGCGAUCAGGAUGUCUUAUGUAACCUUAUACAAAAGGGGUCCAAGCAUUAUAACUCUGACUAAAUAAUUUUAUUAGUAAGUUUGUAAUGCUCGAAAUGUUAUACUAAAACUGACAGCAAUGUCCGAGUAACGAGUUUCGAAACAAUGAUGUUAGCAUUGCCCUUUUAAAGCUCCAGCCAAUACACCGAAGCACAACACCCUAAGUUAACGUUACUUGUCUGCCGCUUGCUAUUAUUUUAACGUUACACAAAAUAACACCACAAUACAGUAUUUGUCUAAACUGCAUUAGACAUAUUGUAUGUAAUGUUGCUGUCAGUGGGCAGCAAGGCCUCCUGCUCAUCCCCGCCCCCAAUGCAAUGUUGACCAAAAACCAGUAUGAACAUUCACUCAACUUAUUAGCACACACUAAACUACAGACACCCAGCUUUAUUCCUCAAAAUCUCUAACGCAACCUUACCGAUCGCGAUAAAGAGGUGUUUAAGGAGUUGAAGGGAUGUCAAAAAGUGAGACAGAGGAGAUGAUUGAAAUUGAGAUUGAUGGACAGGAGAAACAGGAGUGUCUAGAGGAGGGAGUUGAGGAGCAAACCAUUUCAGCAGCUGAACUGAUUACACAAGAUAUAGACAUCAAUGAACCGAUCGGUAACCUGAAGAAGUUACUGGAGCCUCGUCUUCAGGUCCAACUGGAUGGAUAUGACAUAUGCUUGCAAGAUAUUCUAUUACAUCCUGACCACAGCCUGUUCGAUCAAGGAGUGAAGACAGAUGGCACAGUACAGCUCAGUGUGCAGAUUGUUACGAAACAGGGGGAAGAGAAAUUAAAUAUUCUUGAGAUCGUGAAACCAGUGGAGACCGUGGAGGUUGUGAUCGAUCCAGAUGCGGCUGCAGGGGAAGAGGGCCACCUAGUAGAGGAUGGGCAGGUGAUCGCUGUGGAGCGAGCUGCCAUGGCAGAUGAGACCUCAGAACAGGUGACCCGCUGGGCAGCAGCACUGGAAGGCUACCGCAAGGAGCAGGUUCGACUGAGCAUCCCCUAUGACCCGGUGCAGUGGACAGCAGAUCAGGUGAUCCACUGGGCAGUCUGGGUGAUGAAAGAGUUUGGGAUUGAGGAAAUGGAGGUGGGAGGUAUUCAUAUUCCCGGUCGCCAGCUCUGUGCUUUCAGCCAGGAUGAGUUCCUCCAGAGAGUGCCCAGCGGAGAGAUACUGUGGAGCCACCUGGAGUUGCUACGCAAGUAUGUACUUGCGAGUCAGGAUCAGGACGCUACAGUCACCAUUGAUCAACCUAUGCAGAUCAUUCCUGCUCCUGUGCAACAGGCCACGCCCACAGCUAUUAAGGUUCUGAAGCACAACAAAACUCCCCGAGCCCCCCGUAUCUCUGGAGAGGAGCGCAGCUCUCCUGGCAACCGCACAGGUAAUAACGGCCAAAUCCAGUUGUGGCAGUUUCUCUUGGAGCUUCUUACGGAUAAAGACUCCCGGGACUGUAUUUCCUGGGUGGGAGAAGAAGGCGAGUUCAAACUCAAUCAGCCUGAGCUGGUAGCUCAAAAAUGGGGUCAGCGCAAGAACAAGCCCACCAUGAACUACGAGAAGCUAAGCAGAGCUCUCAGGUACUACUAUGAUGGCGACAUGAUCAGCAAAGUGCAGGGCAAGCGCUUUGUCUACAAGUUUGUGUGUGACCUGAGGACUCUGAUUGGAUACAGCGCGGCAGAGCUCAACAACCUGGUGACCGAGUGCGAACAGAAGAAACUAGCCCGGGUACAACUGCACGGCCUCGGCCAAUCCGUCAACACAGUCACACUGUCCACCGCCACGGGGCAGCCUGUCACAACAGUCACUUUGGCUGCAGCGUCUUUAGAGAAAGACUGUUGUUGAGGCGUGGCUUGUUGCUCCCAGCCAAUCGGGAGAAAGGGUUAAGACGGGAGGAAACCGGGUUAAAGAUUUGACUUUGGGCAGGGUGGGAGAAAGCGGGUUUGUAAGCAGAUGUGCGCUUGUGUAUGUAUGUUUGUGUGUCCUUAAAAUGCUUUGAGUGAAUGAUUGCAUGAGAGAGAAAAAGUAUAGAUGACUAUGUAUGAGCUUUCAGUUUUUGUAUGCUUGUUCUCUGACUGCAGGGUAGCAUUGACUAUAUUUCCAUUGUAUAUACUCUCUUUUUGAUAGCCACGUGGGCAGUGUAUUUUGAUAUUUUCCCUUUGUAAAAGAUCUUUUCUUUUUUAUUUGGAGUGUCUGAUUCCCUCAAGGUGAGGUACUUUUUACUGGCCACCGGAGGGCAAUAAAGAGACAGUUGGUUUUUGAA
This is a messenger RNA of Triplophysa dalaica, 2456 nucleotides long. RefSeq names its product GA binding protein transcription factor subunit alpha (gene gabpa). Gene Ontology annotation, biological process: regulation of transcription by RNA polymerase II; cell differentiation. The transcript has 10 exons. Lineage: Eukaryota; Metazoa; Chordata; Actinopteri; Cypriniformes; Nemacheilidae. Bases 674 to 2038 code for a protein of 454 amino acids. The record is from RefSeq and is a predicted model, not a curated record. Gene Ontology annotation, cellular component: nucleus. Gene Ontology annotation, molecular function: sequence-specific DNA binding; DNA-binding transcription factor activity, RNA polymerase II-specific.